Molecule: messenger RNA, 2048 nt
Organism: Hyaena hyaena (striped hyena)
Lineage: Eukaryota; Metazoa; Chordata; Mammalia; Carnivora; Hyaenidae
Gene: PYCR3
Product: pyrroline-5-carboxylate reductase 3
Exons: 6
Coding region: 19-852 (277 amino acids)
Biological process (GO): L-proline biosynthetic process
Molecular function (GO): pyrroline-5-carboxylate reductase activity
Source: RefSeq, a predicted model, not a curated record
UGGCGGGGAGGUGGAGAGAUGGCGGCCGUGGCGGCGCCGCGGCAGGACCCGUUACGCGUGGGCUUCGUGGGCGCCGGGCGUAUGGCUGAGGCCCUCGCGCAGGGCUUCAUCCGAGCAGGAAAGGUCGAAGCUCAGCACGUGCUGGCCAGCGCACCAAGUGACAGGAACCUUUGCCAUUUCCAGGCUCUGGGCUGCCAGAUCACUCACUCCAACCAGGAGGUUGUGCGGAACUGCCAGCUGGUCUUCUUUGCCACCAAGCCCCGUGUCCUGCCCACUGUCCUGGCAGAGGUGGCCCCUGUGGUAACCCCUGAGCACAUCUUGGUGUCUGUGGCUGCUGGGGUCUCUCUGAGUGCCCUGGAGGAGCUGCUGCCCCCGGCCACGCGGUUGCUGCGGAUCUCCCCCAACCUGCCCUGCAUGGUUCAGGAGGGCGCUAUGGUGAUGGCCCGGGGCCGCCACGCUGGAGGCAGCGACGCCCAGCUCGUGCACACCCUGCUGGAGGCCUGUGGGCAGUGCGAGGAGGUGCCCGAGGCCCACGUGGACAUCCACACCGGCCUCAGUGGCAGCGGCGUGGCCUUCGUGUGUACCUUCUCCGAGGCCCUGGCCGAAGGUGCCAUCAAGAUGGGCAUGCCCAGCGGCCUGGCCCACCGCAUUGCUGCCCAGACCCUGCUGGGCACAGCCAAGUUGCUGCUGCAGAAGGGGCAGCACCCGGCCCAGCUGCGGACAGACGUGUGCACGCCGGGCGGCACCACCAUCUACGGGCUCCACGCCCUGGAGCAGGGUGGACUGCGGGCAGCCACCAUGAGUGCCGUGGAGGCCGCCACCUGCCGGGCCAGGGAGUUCAGCAGGAAGUAGGGAAGGGGCCCUGGACGUGGCUGUCCCCAGGCCCUCCUUCCCUGCCCCUUCCCGGGCACUGCAGCCCUCCCUCCCGGCAGGAGCCUCCUGGGCUGCCCCUGUCUCCACAUGAGGAAACGAGGACAGGACUGGAGGGGUUCACAGGCGGAGGAUCCCCCCAUCUGUAGGAACCCCCCCCCCCACCGUGGGGCAGAGAGCACUGUGGCGGUGGCCCCCUUCAUGGGUGACCUGGGUUCUGAGGUCCUGAGCAUUGGGAUGAGGUUGGCUGGCUGGUUGAGGCAGGAGAUGAGAAGCCUGGUGGGCCCUUCUAGCAGCUGUGUAACUGCCGCCAGCUGGGAGGGGUGGGGGUGACACACAGACUGCACAAGAGACCUGCUGCCCUCAGCGAAGCCAGCCACAGUGUCCUGUCCCCGAGUUGACCUGCCAUUAGGUGGGGCCACCCACAGGGAGCUGGGCCCCGACCAGCCCCCAAGAAGAGAAUGGGGCUGGGUGCCCUUGCCCUGGCUGAGGAGGAGCUGCACCCAGGCCCUUCCCUUGGGGAGCCCCCUGCAGGCCAGCCACAGUGCUCCAGCCAGCAGCAGGCCAGGGCGGUCUGGGAGGGCGGGCCCAGCCAGCUGCGGGACGGAGACUCGGCUUCAGCUGGCCGUGGGCCCCCCGCCCCAGCGGAGCUCCCGGCAAGCGGCAGGAUCUGGGUGAUCAGGCAGCAGGGUCUGGGUGAUUGCACCAGUGACCCCUCCCUGGGCUGUCCUGGAGGGUCGCGUGGCCUGGCCUCUGACUGCAGGACAUGGCUCUUCUGCGUGUCCCUGAAUGGAGCAGCCAGCAGGAGCCAGGAACUCGGGGUCCCAAACUGAGGCUGUGGGACCUCUGGGUGGAGGCCGGGCUGCCUGCAGUUCUCCUACUGCCCCCCCUCGCCCCCCCCCGGGAGUGCUGGAGCGCCCCUCCCCUCCCCCAGUGGCCUCCUGACACUGCGCCAGCCACCAGGUGGAGCUGGCCAGCUCUGCCACCUGCCAGCUGAGACGAAGCAGAUCGGUCCUGCCUGUAGGUGGCUGAUGGCGCCCCCCCCCCCCCGCAGAGCCUGUCCUGCUCCCACUUCUCACCCCCAAACCUGCCAACCCCCGCCUGUUAGGAGGGCCAGCCUGAGGCCAUUUCCACACCCCACUUCUCUGAGAUGGGAAUAAAGACGCCACGGUCCUGGA